AUGUCAACAACUCAGAAAACUGAUUCCACGACCGGACCCCAGUUGGAACCCCAGCUGGAACCCCAGUCGGAAUCUAGAGCUUCUGACUGCAGGAUCCUGCCAUUCCAAUUGAGUGACGAUGACGACGACGAUUCGAACGUGGACAUGGAAGUCGAUUCCACUAGAGAGCCACAUAGAGGUCCUUCAUCGUCAUGCAGCCUUGAUUACCGGGUUCAAGUGCUUCAUGUCACAAGCACUGACGACAGGAAAAGGUCGGAUAUAGAGUAUCCGGAUAAUAAUAUGGAUACUGAUCCAGAUGCUGCUGCCCGGUGGUCGAGAAGGCAGGCUUUCAUGUACUUGUGGGAACUCUACAUCAAUUCUGAUGACGAUUUUACAACCUUCGCAGAAUAUCUGCAACCCAUUUAUGAUUUUCCUGAUGAUUUCCCGGAACGCAUAGAAGAACGUAUGCAAGAGGAAGUAGAUGCAGAGUUAGAGAUGGGUGUCGACGAGUUAGACGAUCUAGAGGAUGAUGAGCUAGAUGAUUAUGUGGACGAUAUCAUUAGUAUAUUGUCUGAUUCAGAUGAUCAUGAGGACGACAUCAUCAGUAUAUCAUCAGAUACAGAUGAUUCAGAUAAUGACACCAUCAUCAAUGUUUCUGAUGAUGAGGAGCGUUAG
Leptinotarsa decemlineata (Colorado potato beetle) is the source of this 654-nucleotide messenger RNA. Its product is annotated as coiled-coil domain-containing protein 1-like. NCBI's taxonomy places the organism in Eukaryota, Metazoa, Arthropoda, Insecta, Coleoptera, Chrysomelidae. The record is from RefSeq and is a predicted model, not a curated record.